Messenger RNA from Chaetomium strumarium, 1306 nucleotides. RefSeq lists its product as uncharacterized. Gene Ontology annotation, molecular function: protein binding. Bases 160 to 1116 code for a protein of 318 amino acids. The record is from RefSeq and is a predicted model, not a curated record. The transcript has 3 exons. NCBI's taxonomy places the organism in Eukaryota, Fungi, Ascomycota, Sordariomycetes, Sordariales, Chaetomiaceae.
ACAUUUGAGAGACCGGGGAGGCUGCUACAACCACACAGUAGCUCCCCCAGAGGCGUGCGGAUCCUUGUCGUCAUGAAAUAGCUAUUCGGGCGGUUGGAUCGAGCGGCCCAAAGGGUGCGAAAUCGAACACGGAAACGGCACCGCGAAAGCUCGAACACUAUGGGGUGCUGUGUCUCUCGGGACGGGAGCGUGAACUCUCCCUAUGCAGGCGGUGCUGCCACCGGCUCUGCCCGGGCAAUUAACGAAACCCCUCAAGCGGCGGGCCCCUCUGGCUCUCAGACGGGUGUCGACGAGACACCUGUCUCCUCUAGCUUGCAUCGCCGUCGCAGGCACUCUCAUCAACCCCUAGCCCAGCAUAUCAAUAAGCGCCUGCGACGGCAUGAAUGGACCAGCCACAACCGCCAAUGGACCCUAGCGGCUCUACGACAGGAGAGAAUCGAAUUCUUCGACACAAGAGUAACCGGGAGGCAGGAGAUCUGGCAGACUCUGCACGCUGCCCUUGAGGUGCUGUGGACGGCGGACGAUGCCGCCCGCAAUGGCCAGUUCAGGCGGACGAGUGAGGACGAUGGGCCGAGCGAAGAAGACCCGGCAGUGGCCCUGGCGACGGCACAGAGCAUCCUUGACGCGGCCGACAUCACGUUGCCCACUGGGGACUUGUCCAAUGGAGCGUACGAUGCAUUCGGCAACUACUACCCAUUGCCGGAGCACAUAGUCGCCGAUCCCACCAAUCUACUGUGGAAGCCUGGCGCAGCCGAGAAUGGUGACCUGAAGAAUGCGAAAGCCGAGCUUGUAGCCGGCGAGGAAUCUGGACGUGAAGAUGGCGAGGAGGAGGCUGAGCGGCGACGCGAGGAAAAGGGCAAGGCUGUGGUCGAUGCCCGAGAUCAAAUCACGAUCAGGGCAAGACUGAGUGACGGGUCCCGAGACGUCAAGGUGCGGGCAGGAAAAGGAGACUCAGUCCGGCGUAUAGCAAGACUGGUUGCGGAGGAAGCGCAGCUUCAUUCCGACAAGAAGAUACGCAUUGCCUACAUGGGGAAGAUUCUCCAUGAGGCAGCUCCGCUGUCAGCCCAGGGUUGGAAGCAAGGGCACGUCAUCAAUGCAUUGGUGUUCGACCGGUAGGGCCGUUGUGCACAGUGGUUGGAGGACGAGCCGUGCCAGUCCUGUCCUCCAGUUUCCGGAGCUACCCGCCAGAUGCUCGUCCAUCUCUCCACUGAGCAUUCUCUUGACGACGCAGAUGCAACUGACUCAUCUGAAACCGCACUCCUAUUGCCUGGCCCUCGCACUGCCGGAUCUGGUCGCCCGGUUUCCA